AAUAGAACUCGAAACGUGCGGUUGGCCCUAUUCAACGACCGUGCGUCGCGGCAAAUUAGAACAACAAACCAAAAGCAUUUGUUCAACACAUUCAUACACAACUACACUCACACACACAGACACUCGGAACGCUCGCUCGAUACGCAAACAACAGAAAGACAGGGGCAACAAAAAUUGCUGCAUGAGCGAAAGGAUAAUUGUGAAUAAAAGCGCAAUAUAACGAAAUAUCAACUACUAACCACCACAACCAACGUUGUAGUUAGCCAGUCGCAAAAUGCCAACGGAAAAAUCAAUAUACAAUCCGAAUCCGGCAAUUAGCCAAAACGCGUACAUAUCCAGCUUCGAGGAGUACAAGAAAUUCUACGAUGAGUCCUUGGAGAAUCCUGCAGAGUUCUGGUCACGCGUUGCCAAGCAAUUUCACUGGGAAACGCCCGCCGAUCCCGCGAAAUUCUUGCAAUACAAUUUCGACAUCUCCAAAGGACCCAUUUCCAUCAAAUGGAUGGAGGGCGCCUCAACGAACAUUUGCUACAAUCUCUUGGAUCGCAAUGUUCGCAACGGACUCGGAGAUCAAAUUGCCUACUAUUGGGAGGGCAACCACCCCGAUGAUUAUUCCCGUGGUCUCACGUACCGCAAACUCUUGGAGGAAGUCUGCCGCUUUGCUAACGUGCUGAAGGAUCAUGGCAUCAAGAAGGGCGAUCGUGUCUCCAUCUACAUGCCCAUGAUACUGGAGCUGCCCAUUGCCAUGUUGGCCUGUGCUCGCAUUGGAGCCGUGCAUUCGAUUGUGUUCGCUGGCUUCUCACCUGAUUCGCUGGCGGAACGAAUGUUCGACUGCAAGGCUAAGCUGUUGAUCACUGCUGAUGGCGCUUGGCGUGGAGAGAAGCCACUUUACCUGAAGGCACUCUGCGAUACUGCGUUGGAGAAGGUCGAGGAGAUGGGCCACUCGGUGGAGAAGUGCAUUGUGGUGUCGCAUUUGAAGCGUGUCACACCCUGCCAGGAGAAUCAUGUGGAGCAGGACAUACCGUGGACAGAUGAUCGUGAUUAUUGGUGGCACGAGGAGAUGGAGGACAAAGAGCCAGCCUGCUAUCCCGAAUGGAUGGAUGCCGAGGAUCCGUUGUUCAUGCUCUACACGAGUGGCUCCACUGGCAAGCCGAAGGGUGUUCUCCACACCACAGCUGGAUAUUUGCUCUAUGCUGCGACCACAUUUAAGAUUGUCUUUGACUACAAACCCGGUGACAUUUACUGGUGCACCGCUGAUGUCGGCUGGAUCACUGGACAUACCUACGUUGUUUACGGACCACUGGCCAAUGGUGCCACUUCAGUUAUUUUCGAGGGAACCCCCUUCUUUCCGGGCAACGAUCGCUACUGGAGCGUCAUUGACAAGUACAAGGUGACCCAGUUCUACACCGCACCAACAGCCAUUCGGGCCCUCAUGAAGUUUGGCGAGGCUCCGGUGCUUAAGCACAAUUUGAGUGGACUCAAAGUGCUCGGCAGUGUGGGUGAGCCCAUCAAUCCGGAGGCUUGGCUGUGGUACUAUCGCAACAUUGGCAAGGAGCAGUGCUCCAUUGUGGACACAUUCUGGCAAACGGAGACCGGCGGUCAUGUCAUCACGCCCCUGCCAGGCGCCACGCCCAUGAAGCCGGGAUCAGCUUCAUUCCCCUUCUUUGGCGUCAAACCAACGCUGCUGGAUGAAUGCGGCAUUGAGAUCAAAGGUGAAGGUGAGGGAUACUUGGUGUUUUCGCAGCCCUGGCCGGGCAUGAUGCGCACGCUAUACAACAACCACGAGCGCUUCGAGGACACCUAUUUCUCCAAGUUCCCUGGCUACUAUUGCACCGGCGAUGGUGCUCGUCGCGAUGCUGAUGGUUAUUUGUGGAUCACUGGUCGUGUGGAUGACAUGUUGAACGUGUCCGGGCAUCUAAUGUCCACCGCCGAGGUAGAAUCUGUGCUCACCGAGCAUCCACGUGUUGCCGAAUCCGCUGUUGUGUCGCGUCCGCAUCCUGUGAAGGGCGAAUGUCUCUACUGCUUUAUUACGCCCAAUGAGAACGAACCCUUCGACCAGAAACUGAUUUCGGAUCUGAAGAAGAUGGUGCGUGAACGCAUUGGACCCUUCGCCAUGCCCGAUGUCAUUCAGAAUGCACCUGGUUUGCCCAAGACACGCUCCGGCAAGAUUAUGCGUCGUGUGCUGCGCAAGAUUGCCGUCAACGAUCGCAAUGUGGGCGACACUUCGACGCUAGCCGACGAGAUGAUUGUGGAGCAGUUGUUCGCCAAUCGUCCAGUCGAGGCCAAGUAAAUGAAUGGGCGGCUCUUAUGGAUUUUCUUGGAUUUGCUUCUGGCUUCUGGAAGAGUUCUUCUACUCUUCACGCGGCUCUGCUGCAAUCAUCUAAUACUUAGCCAUAGUUAACUGCGGUCGCGUUCUUUUCUUUAGGCUGACCCAAUUGGGAACAGUUUGAAUCACGUAAUUACGUGUCUUGUAAAUCUCCUCCCCCUCUCCCUUAAAAAUCACUCUAUAUAUACCUAUUAUAUAUAUAUAACAUAUAUAUUUAAAACGUAACUCUGUUGGCCCUGCAUCCGGGCUUGCAAAUCACAUUCUAUUUAGUUGUUAAGUGUGUAAGUAACAAUUGAUAAUUUGUUGAACUUUGAAGAUAAUGCACCCAUUUAUUUGAUAUUUUAUUGUCAGUCAAUGUUUGUGUGUGUGUGUGUUUCCUACAUAGUACAUCAUAUAUAGUAAUACUAUAUAUAGAGAUAUCGUACUCGUAGUUAACAUUUAUGCUGAGCACGCACUUCUUUCUAGUUUUCCAGUUCAUUUGUUUCUUUGUUGUAGUCUUAGCUUAAGUUGCUAAAUUCGUUGUGAUACAAAUUUAAUUAUUAAUUGAUUAUGUAUGUAUUUUUAGUAGAAUUGAUAUAAACAAACAAAAAAAACAUGAAAAAACAACAACAAAAUAUAUACACAAUUGCAGUAA
Messenger RNA from Drosophila albomicans, 2957 nucleotides. It is a transcript of the gene AcCoAS, whose product is annotated as acetyl-coenzyme A synthetase. The transcript has 6 exons. Bases 275 to 2287 code for a protein of 670 amino acids. Gene Ontology annotation, molecular function: acetyl-CoA synthetase activity; AMP binding. The record is from RefSeq and is a predicted model, not a curated record. NCBI's taxonomy places the organism in Eukaryota, Metazoa, Arthropoda, Insecta, Diptera, Drosophilidae.